This is a messenger RNA of Micropterus salmoides (largemouth bass), 2342 nucleotides long. RefSeq names its product lactamase, beta (gene lactb). The annotation marks the transcript as partial. The record is from RefSeq and is a predicted model, not a curated record. The transcript is spliced from 6 exons. NCBI's taxonomy places the organism in Eukaryota, Metazoa, Chordata, Actinopteri, Centrarchiformes, Centrarchidae.
CUGGGUUCAUCAACCAGGGAGAGGUAUCAGCUCUCGCCAUCGAAAAGCAACAGAAGCAAGAUAUUUAACAAUGUCCCGGUUUUUUUGCCAAAUCGUUUUUGCGCCAAAUGUACCCUGCUAGCAGCGCGAGAGUCUCCUUUGUUGACACAGCGGGUCGGAGCGCGAGUCAAGCCACAGCUGUCAGAUAAGCGGAGUGUUUUUACUCAACAACAAAGACGAUAUUUCGCACGGUCAAACACUGCCUUUUGUAAAUACAGAUCAAAGUCCAGGAUUUGGAUAUGUGGGCUUGGUGUGGGGAUUGCUUUAACUGUCGGACUGAAAUACCGCACUGACACAGCCAACAGUUCCUGUGAUGAUAAAGUAAGAGAAGCGCAGAAGGCUGAUCGAUACAGCGAUGCCAUAAAAGUUAGCAGGGACCUUGUGGAGCGGAUAAAGGUAGGCAUAGAGGCUGAGGUCGGGGCUCCAGGGCUGGUGGUUGGGGUCUCCGUGGAUGGUGUACAAGUCUGGCGUGAAGGGAUUGGUUUUGCUGAUUUGGAGAAUCGUGUGCCAUGCAGCCCAGAAACAGUGAUGCGAAUCGCCAGCAUCAGUAAGCCCCUCACAUCUGCAGCUGCUGCACGACUGUGUGAGGAGGGGAAACUAAAUCUUGAUGUCCCAGUCCAGAAAUAUGUCCCAGAAUUUCCCCAGAAACAAUUUAAUGGACAGGAUGUCACAAUAACCCCUCGUAUGAUUCUGUCCCACCUAAGUGGUAUACGACAUUAUGAGAAGGAUGCAAAGAAAGUGAAGGAGGACAAGGAGAAAGCUAAGCGACUUUUAAAGCCACCCGUUAAAGAGAAAGAUGAUGAAAAGAGCUCAAACAAAGAUAAACCCUCAAUAGAACAGAACACCAAAGGCAAAGAAGCGACUCCGGCUCAGAAGAAAAAAGAGUUUGAGCAUGAGGAAUACUACUUGAAGGACAACUUUGAAAGUGUCACUCAGGCCUUGGACCUCUUCAAGGACGACCCACUGAUUUUCAAACCUGGCACCACUUUUCUGUACUCCACCCACGCCUUUACCCUGCUUAGUGCUGUCCUGGAGCAAGCUGCUGGGCAGAACUUCCUGGAUCUCAUGAUGAACAUGUUCCGUGAGCUGGGAAUGCUCAAUACUGUGCCAGAUGAGAAUAGCCCAAUUAUUUACCACCGCUCCAGAUUUUAUCAUCUCAACAAGAGAGGACGUGUUGUGAACUGCCCAUAUGUAGACAACUCCUACAAGUGGGCAGGAGGCGGCUUCCUUUCCACUGUGGGUGACCUGCUGCUGUUCGGUAACGCCCUGCUCUACAGCUACCAGGUGGCCCACCUAAGGGACACUAAGGGCUUGCUCCCUGGCUUCCUCAAACCCAAAACUGCUGUAGAUCUGUGGGCACCAGUUGACAGGACAGAGGCCAGCUGGGACAAGGAUGGACUGUAUGCCCAAGGCUGGCUGGUAGUGGAGCAACUACAGAAAUAUGGCCAGUGCAGGAAGCGCAGGCACUAUGUGUCACACACAGGAGGCGCUGUGGGGGCUAGCAGUGUCCUCUUGGUGUUACCCUGUGAUAAGUUUGACCAGCACCAAGGACAGACCCCCCUCCUCCCACAGGGGGUGGUGGUCACCAUCAUUACUAACAUGCAGUCUGUGGGACUCAACAGCACAGCACUGAAAAUUGCGAAUGAGUUUGAUAAAGCCAGAAGCCUGUAAGAACAGAUUGUUUCCAGAUAUGUGUGACUUCAGAUUUUUAGUGAAACUACACCUUGUGAUGUAAUUGUGAUAAAGCUUUUAAAUUCCAGAGGAUGUUUUAGUAAAUGGCAUAAAUCUUUAAGAUGUAUUUUCUAUGUGUUAUGAAAUUUGCAAACUCAACUUACUUUCCAUUACAACACUUGGCAGGGAAGCCAUAUGGCCACUAGGUGGAAGCAAAUUACUGCAUUUCUAAUACAGAAAGAAGGCCACUGGCUUGUUGACUCAAUAAAGAGGCUCAUGCAUUUAUAUCUUUUUAUAACUAAAAGCUAACACAAGAACAUUUUAAGAUAUAUAUUUCUGCAUUUGAGAGAAAUAAAACAUUUCAUACACAAUGGAAAGAGGUCGGUUGCUAUUUAAAGCAGGAUGGUACACCUCCAAAGUUUCUUUGUCACAUAUAGUGACUUUAAAGGCCCACCUUGCACAGAUAUUUCCUCGUAGCAACAUGACAGGCAUUGGGAAAAAACCUGUGGUGUGUUUACCUAAUAGUGUCCCUAUAUCGAUAAUCAAUAGGUUGACAUUUUCACUUUUGACUUUUGAGAUCACUUUUAUAUAAUGCCAGUAAAUCCUGACUUAAUAAAACAAGAACAAUUCCA